AAGACAAAGGCCGCUGCACAACCGCCGGCGAGCGGAAAAAGAACGUUUGUCACACGAACUGACAAAACGAUGCACAUGGACUGACUUCACAGGCGGGCAGUAAGAAAUACAUCUUUCUGUGGAUGGAUUUCAUCGACCAGCAACGUAAUAUCACUUAUAAUGUAACCUUGGUUCCGCUCCUUCGGAAGUGCCAGUUUGAAGUGACAUGGUGAUAUUUUUUGAAUGGCACCGGGCAGCUGUGGACGAGAAGAGCAGCAGUGGUUUGCCAAUGACUGGUGAAGACACUGGUUUGGGGGCUUUGGCCUCACCGCUGGCGGGGUAUUUGGGAAAAGUUCAGGAAAGAGCUGCUUCACUGGAGCAUUGUCCCUGGUGUACCUCGAAGGGCUCAACCUAUGCUCUGCGGUCGUACCGCAUCAACCUCCAGGAGUCAAUCACCCUCUGCACAAACCCACAGUGCCUUUUCCCUCUGGUCAGCCAGUCCUUGGGAGAUGUUUUGGCUAGCUUGGAACCUGUGGAGCUCGCGGUUGGGAACAAAAGAAAAAAUUCCUCGGUACUGGAAAAGGAAGAGUUGAUUAAACGCCCAACCAAACGUCUGCGAUCAAGUGAACUUGACAGUCCUGGGACACAAAGUGUUACUGACACACUUAUCAGCCAGGCAGAGCAUUGCGCUGUAAACACCGUCAGUAAUGGCCAACACGCAGCACCCCAGGCAGAUGGUGAAAAGGCAAACGGAUACCACAGGGAUUUUGAUUGUCCAGUUACUGAGACAACAGGAUUGGAAUUACUACAAAAUGAAGAUGUUGUUCUGAGGAAGGAACUAGACAUUUCUGCUUGUACAGAAGGCUUUGCUCCUCCUACAUGCUCAGCCUCAGCCGGACACCUACAGAGCUCAUCAGAAGCCUUGCUGACUGCUGAUGAGGAUGUGCCUGCACUCUCUUCUCCCUGUGGUGCUCUUGGUGUAUCAGAGACAGGGGGUGAUUUCAGGCAGGUGAAGGGUCAUCCUGAGGUGCUGAACAGACGGUGCAGUAUGGCAUCCAAUCAGUCCGGCUUCACAAAUGAGGACAUUUACUCAACUGGAAUCAAUACUCCAUCGCCUCAGCUCAAUGAGCAGACAGCAAGGAGGGAACAGAAAUCGGUGCCUGCAGACGUCACCACAUGUAAGGACAUAGCAGGCAUUGAGUCGGAAACUGAAGAUUUUUCUUCUACCUCAGUAACAGAGUCAGAGGAACUUGAUUCUGUUCCGAAUCAGCUUUUCUGGAGUAACAGCAACAACCUGUGUUGGCUGGACUCACUGCUCGCUGCUUUGGUCAACUGUAAGAGCUUGAGAAAGUGUAAACCUACGGAUGAGCCUCAGCGGUCAUCUGUCUGGCAGCUGAUGAGGGGAUAUGAAGACAUAUGUAAUGCCGUUCAGGUCCAUCAACAGACUGGCAGAGAUGGCGUGGUGAAGGUUCCAAAUCAUGUGCUGCAAAAGGCCAAUGCAGACCUAGAGAAUCUGAGGAUGUCAGUCUUCAAACUGCUGCAGCCCAAGCUGCAUUGCAAAUUGGGUCAGAGGGAGACUCCAGUGUUUGCUAUGCCGCUUCUGCUAGGAAUGGACUCUUGGGUGGAGCCUCUCUUCCAGUCAACCUUUCACUGGGAGUUCAAGUGCAGUGAAUGCAAAGCUGCUUCAAGAGAAACGCUUAUGAAAACUCUUCCCACCUUCACAAAUAUUGUUCCUGAUUGGCGCCCUCUUCAUGCAGUUCAUUCGGCCCCCUGCAAUGUAUGCUGCAAAAAGAAUCAGAGGAGGACUAUGACGCUGGAGAGUGUGCCUCCAGUGUUCGUGCUGCACUUUGUCGAGGGGCUUCCUGACAAUGAUGUCAAAAUCUACACCUUCACCUUCAAAGGGAGACGCUUCUCGGUCACCACUGUCAUACAGUACAUCCGUCAACUGAAGCACUUUGUCACCUGGAUUUGUAAUUCUGACGGGUCAUGGCUGGAGUAUGACGACUUGAAACAUCCACACUGUAAGACCCAUCAGAAAUUCCCGGUCCCUGCUGAGGAGAUGCACGUUGUCUUCUGGGAAGUGGAGGAGGAUAAAGAGCCCGGUGUCUGUUCUCCCUCCAGCACUUUCUCUGACUUUCCGCCUUCUAAAAAUGAAAUGAACCCCAGUCUAAGUGGCAGAGACUUAGCAGCAGAGGAACUGUUGGCUUGCUCUCCAGAUCAGUCUUUUCUCAUGUCUCACAAUGACACCGACAUUGUCUGUGCGCUCUCGGUAUCUGAAGACAGCAACAGCAUCAUGGACAAAACCAUUACAGCCGGCCUUGAUACUUCGAUAGGUUCCACAACGCUGAUCGACACCUUCGAGGGCCUUAGCCAUAAUGACAUCAUUACACUCACACUGGUGGAAUUAAAAAAUGAUUCUGAAAUGCAGCCAUUAAACGACAGCGAACAAACUCAGGAUUUGAUUGUGUCCGGCGAGAACGAAAUACUUGAAGCGACGCCGGAUAGCUCCUCCGCUGUAACAGGCAGCGAGAUGUGUCGCGACCCAGAUAUUGCGCUUCCAGCCACCUCAGUCUCAUCUGACCCUGAAUCUGGGGACGGCUCGUCUAGUGAUCCAACAUUUGUGCCCGGUGCCAGGAGAGGGAGAGGGAGAGGCAGAGGGAGAGGAAUUGGCAGAUGCAAAACCGUUAGUAGACAAAAAGGUAAAAAGGCAGCCUCAUCAAAAGCAGCUCCACCUGUUUCACCACCUGUGUCUUCUGAGCCCACCGAAGUAAUCGGUGACAAACCCGUGGCUGCUGCUGCUCAGGAAAACACACCACCUGUUGAAACUACUGAUACCUCACCCAUGUGCACCAGUCAGAAAAGUCCCACAAUGGCACCAACAAUAGAUCAGAACGCCCGCUGGUCCUUCCUGCUCAGCAAACACCCACUAAACCAUGUUAACACGUCCACUGUGAAACUCGCCCCCGCCCACACACCCACCCCGGUCACACAAGUAAAGCCCACUCCUCCCACUCACUCUACCCCCAACCCUGUGAGAAGACAGCAGAUUCCUGGAGGUCUCUUCCCUAAACCACAGCUCAGGACAGAGGAGAGCGAGGGUCUCCCACUGAAAGCUGCAGAAAUGUACGGUGCAUUCAGUGCCAAGUGCUCAAACACCCCAAGUCCGCUCCCGUCCCCUGCGCUUCUCAAUGACAAACCAAAGCUGUUUCAGCCCGUCGCCUCUCACCACCAGAAAUCACUGAGGAACGCAACAGAGGUGUCUUGUGCAUUACUACCUACGCCGAAAGCAAAGGGGGUCCCUGAGCUCUCCUCCUCCAAGAAACCGAGCGGCCAGUCCUCGAAGGUUCCUCCAGGUCUAAGCGACACUGAAGCCCUCAGGUACAAGCUGAUAAAGAAACUGAAAGCAAAGAAGAAGAAGCUCGCCAAGCUGAAUCAACUGUUGGGUCAUCAGGCAGGAGUCGCCCUCCGACCGGACAGCACUGACCUGAGUUCUCCCAACACCGUUACCUCCAGUACCUAUGACGGCUCCACCUGCGACGACUUCCUCUCCGACCUGCUUUCACCAGCAACGACAGCCAGCAACCUCUCACCAGACAGCACUGGCUUCCUAGAGAUCCUGGCCAGCAGACAAGAUGGAGUCGACCAUAUGGACUGUGGGGUCAACGCCGUCGGUGCAGUGUCACAGACGAACGCUUGUAUGAACGGCGCCAGUGGGAACAGUGAAAACUUCCUGGAUGAGUUUCUCUCGCAGGCUGUGGCUCAGGGACCGACUGAGAUGGAGAGCGAGGCUCUCAGCGCACUUGAACUUUUCAUUUAAGCUGCGGGUUCAGGUUUUGCCUACAGGCUACAAGAUUAACACUGAUUUAAUGUUGUGAGAAAAUUAUGCAGAAUGUACUUGAUUAACAGUCUACGUCUCAUCCAACAGUAGGGUCGUGUUCUGAUAGCCAGUUCCAUUUAGGAUCCGGUCCCAAUUCAGUAAAAUACCAGGAUUUAUUAAGAUCUGCUACCAGCGAAUCCCUUAUCGUAUCCUUCAAAUCUCGUUCUCUGUUUAGCUAGUUUAGUUUAUUCUCUCUAGCCACUGUCCCCGACACUACAGGCCUCGCCAAAGGAAAGAACGACGUAGACAGAUAUAAAGUGACCACAAUGAACACGUAACAUGUCAGUGACGCUGUUGUUAAGACCGCACACGGCCGACAGGCUUAAACCUUUCAAAGUCAACAAAACAACUGUAAAAUGUAACAUUUGCGGGAGGGUACUCACGACGAAUGGGGGGGGGGCAACAAGUCCUUUGUUUAAAAAUCUUCCGUCCAACAUUUUUAAGUAAGAACGUUUGACGACUUGAGAAGGACGAGUGCUCAGCCUGACAGUGUCACGUCGUAUUCUGCGACCCGUCAGAUUCUGUGACCUGUGGCCCCUGCAACAGUGAGUUUGUCUUCAGGUAACACUAACCGCACUGUGCACGCAAAACCUCAGCGAUUUAUUGAAUUGAUACUCACCGAAUGAUAAAGUAGAAUUAAUAUUAUUUUCACUCCACCAAGUGAGGAGCAAGAUGAGUAAGGACAGUUUUAAUGAACGUCACAGAGCAGAGACAAAAUACCUGGUGAAAACCCAACAACUGUUAAUUACCGUAGUUUCUGUCAGUGUCAGUGUCGUGCUUCUCUCCUAAUUGGUCCCUAAAUCACAUUUAAAACGACGUUUUGUGUUAUUAACAUGAUUAGAAGAAGCUGGAUUCUUAAAUACCAAAUUACAUCUUUUGUUAUACGAAACAGUUGAAGUUUGCUUUGUUACUGCGCUGAGUGAAAUGAGAGCUUUGCAUUUUUUUAACCAACAGUUGUUUCCAUUCCCCGUCAAACAGACUACCUAAAAAGAUUCAAUAAGGGAUUCGAAGCUGGAUUCAGAUUCGAAAAACACACUGUUGAAGCCCAUCCCCGUCUAUCACUCACACUUGUCAGUUUCUCCCCACAUGAAGAUGUAGUCUGCAAGUUUAAAGUAGUGAAAUCUCUGUGUAUUUAUGUUGCUAUUAAUUUAGAUAACUUCAUGAAGUUUGUAUAUGUGUCAACAAUGUUGGCGAUUGUAUGUCGAACCAUGGAUAAAAUUUGUAAACCGCAUCUUGAAAUGUUUUCUGCAAGUUUGGCACUUUGUAGUUAAGAUAUACUGUAUGUAUCUGGGUUGUGUGAACCUACCGUGUUUACAGCCAAAGCUGUUUGUAUGCUUGUUUUGUUAUUUUGACAAAUUACUUGAAAAUUCUCAUGAAAGAUGCUACUUUUUUUAAGUGUCAUUUAAUAAAUGCUUAGAUGACUCUUAUAAUUA
This is a messenger RNA of Xiphias gladius (swordfish), 5289 nucleotides long. RefSeq names its product ubiquitin specific peptidase like 1 (gene uspl1). The record is from RefSeq and is a predicted model, not a curated record. NCBI's taxonomy places the organism in Eukaryota, Metazoa, Chordata, Actinopteri, Istiophoriformes, Xiphiidae. The transcript has 9 exons. Gene Ontology annotation, cellular component: Cajal body. Gene Ontology annotation, biological process: Cajal body organization; protein desumoylation. The coding region runs from base 206 to 3796 and encodes 1196 amino acids. Gene Ontology annotation, molecular function: SUMO binding.